UGACCAAUGAUCUCGUACAUAAUAUUCAAUCUUAUGUACACAUUAUUCCACCACAUCAACUUCGGUCAAUAUAAAAUAAAUAAUACUCGGUAAUAAUAUAAAAGUCAAAGCUACUAACCUUGUAUACUUGUUAAAAAAAAAAAAACAGUAAAAAUAAAAAAAAUCCAGACUAGGUGUAAGAAAAAAAAAAAAAAAAAACUGAUCGUUGAUAUUAUUUAGAUCUGACGGUUAAUAUUACUUAUUUCAUUAAUCUUCCUUUUCUUUUUUUCCCCCUUCGGAGCUUCUUACUUAUACAGUUAUACGCUGCACCCCCUCUUUCUCUCUCCUCCAUUGAAGCGCACUCUGAGUUCUCCAUUGAAGCGGCUUCUCAGCUUUCUUUCCUCCAUUGAACCAGUUUCCGAGGACACCAAUUAUUGAGAGUGGACUCUUUGAAAUUCUCACCCUUUUUUGGAGUAUAAAUGGCUUCUUUAUUCAAGGAUUUAAAUAAGCUCUCGGCGUACCGAGAUAGAAGGUUUCCUGGAUCUCAAGAAGAAUUUGAGGAAGCACUCAAGAACUCAACGACUGUCUAUAUUGGAAACAUGUCUUUCUAUACAACAGAAGAGCAAGUUUAUGAGCUAUUUUCUCGGGUUGGAGAGAUUAAAAAGAUGAUUAUGGGUUUGGAUAAGAAUUCGAAAACUCCUUGUGGUUUUUGUUUUGUAUUAUAUUACUCCCGAGAAGAUACUGAAGAUGCUGUGAAGUAUAUAAGUGGUACAAUUCUUGAUGAUCGCCCUAUUCGUGUGGACUUUGACUGGGGUUUUCAAGAGGGCAGGCAAUGGGGACGUGGUCGAAGUGGUGGUCAGGUGCGGGAUGAAUAUCGUACUGACUAUGAUCCUGGUAGGGGUGGUUAUGGAAAAUUGGUCCAGAGAGAGCUUGAGGUGCAGAGGACACUUGUGGAUUAUGGUGCUGGAGCUCUGGGAGCUUUUCAGCCUGUUAUGCCAUCUAACAACUAUGGUAGAAAUGACAGAAGUCAUGGUCAUGGAGGCUCCUACCGGCAUGGCAGAGAUUUCCAACGGAAGCGACACCGUGAGGAUGAUCGUCAUCCUGUUGACGUGCCAAAGAGAAGUGAGCAUGAACCACGUAGGAACGUCGACCAUGAAUCUAGACCGGAGAAAAAUCCACGUUUCCGUGAAAGUGGAGACUCCGAUGAAGAUGAAGAUGAAGACCGGAAGCGUCGUACUUAGGCAAACUAGGUAAUAGCUGAAAGCAUUGUUGAUGACGAUUCAAGCUCAAGAGUGUUUAGAUUGCAAUUUAACUGUAACUUCUGUUAUUUUGAUAGUUUAUCUUUUAAAUGUUGUACAUCGGUUUAGGUUUGAAGAUACCAAAAAUGUGUUCAUGCAGCCUCUGAGUGUUGAAAGGUGCAACACUCUUGAUAUGAGCAUGUGAAUUUUUUCAUUGCAAAAUCUUAUGUCUCAAUGCUGUUAUUGAAUUUAUUUAUGUUAUGGACUAAGAAGAAAGUUCGUUAUGAA
Chenopodium quinoa (quinoa) is the source of this 1505-nucleotide messenger RNA. RefSeq names its product nuclear cap-binding protein subunit 2-like. Gene Ontology annotation, biological process: mRNA cis splicing, via spliceosome. The transcript has 9 exons. Gene Ontology annotation, molecular function: RNA cap binding. Gene Ontology annotation, cellular component: nuclear cap binding complex. The record is from RefSeq and is a predicted model, not a curated record. Lineage: Eukaryota; Viridiplantae; Streptophyta; Magnoliopsida; Caryophyllales; Amaranthaceae. The coding region runs from base 459 to 1220 and encodes 253 amino acids.